Molecule: messenger RNA, 816 nt
Organism: Puccinia graminis f. sp. tritici CRL 75-36-700-3
Lineage: Eukaryota; Fungi; Basidiomycota; Pucciniomycetes; Pucciniales; Pucciniaceae
Exons: 1
Coding region: 1-816 (271 amino acids)
Source: RefSeq, a predicted model, not a curated record
AUGACCUCAAACCCCGCCAGUGUAGCCACUCAAUAUAAAGCCAUUGUUGACGAGCUUGGAGAUAUGGGUGUCUUUCUGUCGUACGACAAUCUCCUCCCUCUUGUACUUCACAAUUCCAUUCCUCAGGGCUCUACUCUCCGUCUGGAAUUCGACAGGAGAAUUGAUGCAGAGUUUGCGUUAAACGGUUGCCAAGUCAUCUCUUUUGAGAAAACUUGGCACAUCCUGAGCGAAGCUAUCUGCCAGGUCCGUGUGGUCGACUCCCUGGACAAUCUUCAUGGACUGCCUCAUGUCAUGGCGGCUGAACAGGACACCACUCCUCGUGAAGAACGCUCCCCUUCUAUUGUCAGUCACCCCGACAAUGUCUAUGCCAUGGCCAGUGCUCCCCAGCACAACCGUCAAAUCUUUUUCCAGUGCCGGUCCCCCAAUCAUCUGAUCGGUCAAUGUACCGCUCCCGACCCGGCACGACAGUCCACAGCUCAACCGCCACGUGGACAACCUCCCACUGGACAUUUCCCUCCUGGAUUCCAGGCGUACUAUCCAAUCAUCGCCCCUUCCGGUGCAGUUCCGAUGUACUAUCCUCCUUGCCCGAACCAGUUGAACCCCAACUCCAUCCCCGUUCAACGUGGCCGCAUGGAUUCCUACCGCCCUCAAUAUGGUCAGCCUCCCAACCGCCCAACCGCCCAACCGCCCGAGCAGCGGAGGUUGCUACUUCCCCGGCCGACCCUUCCUUCAACAACCUUGAAUGCUCCGCAAACCCUGCGGGCAACUCCAACCCUCAGGCUUCACUGUUUGACACUGGUGCCUCCCACCAUCUGA